AUGUCUCAGAAAGAACAAAUACCAAGAGCUCAAGACACACAUCAUCCGCACAAUACUCGAACAAAAAAGAGACAGAUGGAGGCCAGAAUGGAAAAACUCGAGGAGAACAUGUCAAGAUUGCAAAAAGAACUGGAAGAUAAGAUGGCCCAGAACAAUCAAAGUACCCUAGAAUCCAUCAAGAAAAACCAGGAGUCCUUGGUCGAUCAAAUCGUGGCCAAGUUAUCAGGCUUACAGCAGGCCAGUGCGCCAAGGGCAGGUUCAUUUGAGGGGUUAACUAUACCGCCAACCUCACAGGUGGUUAUCUCACCCGGAGUAUUACCCGAGGACUCAUCCGCUACUAAAGGGAAAGUUGCAUUACCCGGUGACUCAUCCUCUACCAAAGGGAAAGCUGCAUCUACUGUUAAGAUACAAACUUUUGCAACCAUCCCUGACAAUCAUCCGGAUAAUUACCAUAAUCCCUUGCCAAAUCAUCAAGAGACUGGAAUUAACGCAGUCACCAUCGAGAAGGGCAAGAGAGUCAAAUUGAGUGUUUCAGAAGUUAAAGCUCCUUUGGUUUGGGUAUGGAGCCAAAUGGUAAAAGCAGGGCUUCUUGCACUAUAUCCAGAUACAGCAGAAAUGAAUACGAGGAAGGAAAUCCAGAAGAAACGGGAAAGAAGAUUAGCCAGGUUGACUGGAAGCGAGUUUCAACGGGAACCAAUGGUAUUCCCACCUCUGUAUCACACAUUCAAGUCAGGUGGUUAUGUAUUUGAGACCACCUCAUCCGAUUUAGAAGUGGCUUUGAAAGAUUUGAAUAUCAAUGUCGUGACUACAGAAGAUGCGGACAACGCCAAUAAAUCUGAAAUCUACCCUCUGCCACCUGGGUUUGUGCCUAGCAACUGGGACAUAAAAGCAAGCAACGUUCUGUUGGAUUCAGAUUUGAUUGCCAAACUUGGAGAUAUCGGUUUGGCUCGGAUUGUGUCCCAUGAGAAAGCACUGCAGAGCACAAAAAUCGGAGGGACGUUCGGGUGUAUGGCUCUGGAGUAUGCUUUAACAGACCGAGCUAGCCAACAAGCAGAUGUUUAUAACUUCGGGAUAGUUAUUUUGGGGAUCGUUUCCGGACGAAAGUCGAUAUUGCCCAACGUGGACGAGGAUCGAAUAUACACAGUGGAGUGGCUUUGGGGACUCUACGCAAGAGGAAAACUUAUCGAAGCAGCCGAUCCACGACUAGAGGGAAAGUACGACGAGCAACAGAUGGAACGGUUGAUGAUUCUCGGGUUAUAUUGCGCUCACCCACCCGCAUUGCGGUUCCCGGCCUUUGAUGAAACAAGUGAUUAG
This is a messenger RNA of Hibiscus syriacus, 1314 nucleotides long. RefSeq lists its product as uncharacterized. NCBI's taxonomy places the organism in Eukaryota, Viridiplantae, Streptophyta, Magnoliopsida, Malvales, Malvaceae. The transcript is spliced from 4 exons. The record is from RefSeq and is a predicted model, not a curated record. Bases 1 to 1314 code for a protein of 437 amino acids. Gene Ontology annotation, biological process: protein phosphorylation. Gene Ontology annotation, molecular function: protein kinase activity.